This is a messenger RNA of Lampris incognitus (smalleye Pacific opah), 1664 nucleotides long. It is a transcript of the gene pex16, whose product is annotated as peroxisomal biogenesis factor 16. Gene Ontology annotation, biological process: peroxisome organization. The record is from RefSeq and is a predicted model, not a curated record. The transcript has 11 exons. Gene Ontology annotation, cellular component: peroxisomal membrane. Lineage: Eukaryota; Metazoa; Chordata; Actinopteri; Lampriformes; Lampridae. The coding region runs from base 162 to 1175 and encodes 337 amino acids.
UUGGCCGCACCGGGGACACAUUUGAAUGUAGCACUUUUCGGGCGGAAGUUUUGGUUUUGCAGCAGGUGAAUCGGAACACAAUACAACUUUUAACCGACGCUUGUUUUGGCGCCUGUGCCCCGGCGAGGAUUUUUCUUCUUUCCUGCCUCAAGAGAGCUGAGAUGUCGGGGUCGAUCCUGAGCAAAGCAACUGGUCUUUAUGAGCGGUACCGGGAGUACGUCGUGAAGAACCCCGCGGCAACCGCACAGCUGGAGAGGACGGUCCGGACCCUCUCUUACCUUACCGCCGGGAGAUUUGCAGAUUCCCAUGAAAUAUCUGAAUUAGUUUACUCUGCCUCCAAUCUCCUGGUGCUGUUCAAUGACGGUAUUCUGCGCAAACACCUCGGCUGCAGCCUCUUUGUGUCUCUCUCUCACCAGAGGCUCCUGACAUGGCUGUCGGUGUUGGAGUACGUGGAGGUGUUCCUUGAGAUGGGAGCCAAUAAACUGGGGGGCGAGGUGGGACGCUGGCUGGUCAUCGGACUCAUCCAGAUCACUAAGGCAGUUUUGCGUAUCCUGCUUCUCCUGUGGCACAACUCCGGCAUCCAGACUUCACCUCCCAUCAUCCCCCUGGACCGAGAUGCAGAGGUUGGUAAUGGAGAGGACUGCCAUGAUCACCAGGAUGAUGCCUGCUUCGUGGGCCAGCGGUCGGGACGAGUCCUGAGGUCUUUGGGAAGCGCCUCCUCCCUGAGUAGACUGUGGGGAGCUCCGGUCCAGCAGAAGAAGACCAGCCUGAAGGAGGCGCUCCGCAGGCAACCCACACAGCUGGGCCUCCAAGAGACCUUAGCAGAGUUCAUUUACAUUGGACGACCGCUGGCACACCUUCUCUGCCUUGCGCUCUGUGGAAAACAGUCAUGGAAGCCGUGGAUUGUCUCUGGAGUUCUGGAAGUUUCCAGUUUUGCUUUGCUCAGUGAGACCAAGUUCCACAACGGCUGGGAGCGAGCAGAGAUGAGGAGGAGAGGCUGUCUGCUGCUUUACUACCUCCUGCGCUCUCCUUUCUACGACAGAUACUCCCAAGCGAAGAUUCUUCUUCUGCUGCGUCUUCUGGCGGACAACGUCCCUGGCCUCGGGCUGCUGGCACGGCCUCUGAUGGAUUACCUGCCCGUCUGGCAGAAGAUCUACUUCUACAACUGGGGCUGAAGUCCUGCUGGAUCCACUGGAGAUGAACUGAGAGAUCUUCAUUUCAGCCAUAUAGCACACCGCAGUGACAGAUUGAAACUACUACCCCAUCAUCCAUCCUGGGCAAAUAUCAACCCUACGACUGACUGACUGACUGACUGAUGGGUGGAUGGAGCUUGCAUCUUUGACCUCUGAUGACCUAUGUCGGUAAUUAAUCUGUCAGUUAAUGGGCGCUCCCUGAACUGCAGGGGUACAUUAGAAUGACUCUAGCUUGACUGACUGUUGAAAUGAAGUUGUCCCUCUUUGGACUCCGGUCAAGGGGGCUUCAUGGAGUGUCUGGUCCUUAAAACGCUCCGUCAGCCUCACGUGAGGAGAAUCCCUUUUUAACCCUCUGGCGAAUGUGAUUUAAGAAUUUAUCUCUUCUUUGUGUUAUUGUCCAUUCUUCUUUUCAGUCAACAAAUUGUAAUAUUAAAACUGUUUGACAAUUUUUCUUAAACCUCUGUGGCGUUG